Molecule: messenger RNA, 1291 nt
Organism: Neopsephotus bourkii (Bourke's parrot)
Lineage: Eukaryota; Metazoa; Chordata; Aves; Psittaciformes; Psittacidae
Product: protein C19orf12-like
Exons: 2
Coding region: 245-478 (77 amino acids)
Source: RefSeq, a predicted model, not a curated record
GUGUCUCUGAGUGGUGUCAGUCCUGUGAGCUGCUGUUGGAGAGCACUGUGAUGCAAGUCAGGCUGGUAGCUCUUUGAAAGAGAACAUUGGUGAAGGACUGCAGGGCUGUUUUCUCAGAAACAGCCAUAGCCAGGUCAGCUGUAGGGGAUCCCUCUGCUGUUAUGAUGAGCUGGAACCAGUCUACUUAGCAGAGCAUUUCUUGGCCAGCUGGGGAGGAGCAUUUGGUGGCUUACUUGGUGCCUGGAUGACGAGUGGACAGUUCAGGCCAGUCCCUCAGAUUUUACUGGAAUUGCCUCCUGCUGAGCAGCAGAAACUCUACGAUGAAGCCAUUGUUAUUCUCAGGAGCUUAGACUGGACUGACGUUGCUCAGCUGACUGCUCUUGUAAUGGGAAAUGCUAGUCUCCAGCAGAAGCUGACAGGAGUGCUGAUAAAUUACCUCUCCAAAGAGCUAAGAGCAGAGAUACAGUAUGGAGAAUAAACCUUUCCAGAGCAGGCUUUUUAGUGUAAUGAAUUUUACUUUGACAGUUGCAUACUUCAACAUAACAAUUACUGGUUAUCUGUACUAAUUGCGAACAUAGGCCAAUUAAGUAUUGUUUUGGGGUUGAUGUCUGGGGUUUUGUUUUGUUUGUUUGUGUGUUGCUGGGAAGGGGUGUGUGUGUCAGGAUGAGAUUAAUGCACUAUCCUGCCACUGACUUGCUAUGUAAUGUUGAAUUAUUCUGCACUUGACUGAAUUCAAAAUCACUGCAGGGAAUUAGGCUUCCCUUACGUUAAUGUAUCACUAGUUAAAAUUUCCAGGUGACUGUUUUAUUUAGGGGAUAUAAUCAUGUUUAAGUGCUUUAACUGCCUUCUGUGAAUGCCAUAUAGGUGUUGCCAAAGUAGCUAGGGCACUUUGAAGAAUUUUACCUUGUUUUGUUUUUUUUUUUUACCUGAUUUAGUCCUUCAAAAGAGGAGUACAAGAAAGUACAUUACUGUGAACUCAAAGAUCUCCAAAGUACUCACUUUAGUCUUUGUUGCUUUUAAGCGGUAAUUCUUGAGUUAUUUAUUCCUUUCUGUAAGAAGUGAAUCCGAUGCCUAAACAAGAUUUAAGGCAACAGGUAAACUGUUCACAAUUAGUAAUUCCUGGUGUCCUAGAAUGAGAAAGCAUGGCAAGAUUACUCUGAGUUUAAAAUAGGGGAGUUAAAUCUGCAUUUUUUAUACUAUACCAGGAUUAGGGUUGCCAUUUCAGCCCUGGUUUCUUGACUGCCUCUGAACAGCUGGUCCUCUGUUUUCAUUAAAUUAUUCUUAAGAAGCA